CUUUUGCACCGACCGCAGCGCUGCGGAACUAUUUUGCUAACGUACCGGAAAUGGUAGGGGUGACAUUAGAUUUAUGAACGAACGGGAAGGAUGAGGAUGAUGGCAAAGUUGGGCUGUCGGUUUCUCCUCCAGCGGGGAGCGCAGCUCAUUUCUCCUCGGGCAGCGGCUGAAAGCCCUGUCCAGCUGCUGGGUUGUGUCAGGACUGUAAUGAAAGCGACAUGGUUCGAAGAGCACCUUACAGAGGACAACCAGAAGUACCUGAGAAACCUCACGGCAGAAGAAUACAGAAAACAGACAGCCGAGAAGCUCAACCCUCUCAGAGAUGAGCCCUGGCCGCGACACGACUGGACAGAAGGAAGUCGCCGAGUUGGAUUAGUUGCUGUCAAGUUGGGGAUGGCUCCUAUCUGGACUAAAACAGGAGAAAGACACCCAGUCACGUUGUUGCAGGUGCAAGAUUGCCACGUAUUAAAGUAUCUCCCCAAAGAAGAGUUUGAUGGACAGUCAGCUGCUCUUGUUGUUGGAGGGAAGAACGUGUCGCCGUUCCAUAGGUCAGAGAAAGAAAUGGAGAUGUUCAGGAAUGCAGGAGUUCCCCCUAAACAAAAAGUCUCCUUCUUUACAGUGUCUGACAAUGCGAUCAUUAAACCAGGCACUCCUCUUUAUGCAGCACAUUUCCGUCCGGGCCAAUACGUAGACGUCACAGCUAAAUCCAUCGGUAAAGGUUUCCAAGGUGUGAUGAAGCGAUGGGGAUUCAAAGGUCAGCCAGCCAGCCACGGUCAAACCAAAACGCACCGCAGACCGGGAGCUUCUGGACCAGGAGGGGAUCCAGCCAAAGUUUUCAAAGGGAAGAAGAUGCCUGGCAGGAUGGGCAACACGUACGUCACUGCUCACGGACUGAAGAUAUGGAGGGUGAAUACCAAGUACAACGUGCUGUAUGUUCAUGGCACCGUCCCCGGUCACCGGAACUGCGUCCUGAAGGUGAGCGACACGGUACUCCCAACUAGACGCUCUACUCUGCUCAACCCACCUUUCCCCACCUACUUCACCGAAGAGGAGGGCGACCUGGAUGAAGAUCUGUAUGAUGACGACCUGUUUGUUCACACAGAGCCUUCUGUAACACUGACCUGACCUGCUUGUAACUCUGUGUUUUAAUGCUUUAUUAAAGAAAUACUCCCGA
Molecule: messenger RNA, 1174 nt
Organism: Poeciliopsis prolifica (blackstripe livebearer)
Lineage: Eukaryota; Metazoa; Chordata; Actinopteri; Cyprinodontiformes; Poeciliidae
Gene: mrpl3
Product: mitochondrial ribosomal protein L3
Exons: 11
Coding region: 91-1125 (344 amino acids)
Biological process (GO): translation
Cellular component (GO): ribosome; mitochondrial large ribosomal subunit
Molecular function (GO): structural constituent of ribosome
Source: RefSeq, a predicted model, not a curated record